Amphiprion ocellaris (clown anemonefish) is the source of this 1675-nucleotide messenger RNA. RefSeq lists its product as uncharacterized. The coding region runs from base 1 to 1125 and encodes 374 amino acids. The transcript has 3 exons. The record is from RefSeq and is a predicted model, not a curated record. Lineage: Eukaryota; Metazoa; Chordata; Actinopteri; Pomacentridae.
AUGACGGAGGGACUGGAGCGGUUGAAGAGGAAGUGGGGGAUUAUCCACGCCACUACGACCAAGCUGUUAACCCGCCUAGAGGAGGAGGUGGGCAAGGAGAGACCAGAUACGAACAAAAUACUUGAGUUCCUGACAAUUUUAUCAUCGAAGGAGGAAAGUUUAUUGGACUUGGACAACGGCAUAGAAGCCUUGAGGCACUUGUAUGAUGAAUGUGAGAUCCAGAUACGCAGUUUGGAGUCCCUUGGAGUACAGAGUGACACCUACGGCUGCCUGCUGUGUCCAGUGCUACUACAGCUCAUUCCAGAGGACAUUGCACUUGCCUACACCCACCAGCCAAACUCAACCAACGAAUGGAAGGUGCCGGAGUUGAUUCAGUUUCUGCAAAACAAGGUGCAAAGCAGAGAACAGGCACUUCAGCUUACCAGACCAGGCCACGCUUCAAAAGACCCUAGCCCGCAACACAAGCAUGUGGAAAUGUGGGAGAGAGGGCUCAGUUGGGAUGAACCAUUACCCACUGAUUUGACUGAGAAAUGGGAACAGUGGUGUUCAGAGCUACCACUGAUCCACCUGGUGGCUAUUCCCAGGUGGUACCACAUCGAGACAGAGCAAGAGUCACACACUGUAAAGUUACAUGUCUACUGUGAUGCAAGUGAAAAGGCUUACAGUGCUGUGGCAUAUCUACAAGGACAAAACAAACAAGCAGAGACUGUUACCAGUUUUGUGGCCUCUAAGUCGCGAGUUGCACCACUGAAGAAAAUGACAUUACCUCGCUUGGAGCUUAUGGGUGCACUUAUUGGAGCAAGAUUAGGACACAGUCUUCUCAAACCACUGAACAUGGAGAAGAACCAGCUCAACAUGUGGAUGGACUCGAUGAUCACUCUUCACUGGAUCCGCAGCUCAGCCCAGCGGUGGAAACCAUUCGUGGCCAACAGAGUGACUGAAAUACAAGGGCUCACGAACCCAGACUCGUGGUCCCACUGUGCUGGCGAAAUGAACCCUGCUGACUUGCCCACACGAGGUCAGCAUGCACAGAGCCUCAUCGAGAGCCAGCUGUGGUGGAGUGGACCCACUUCACUGUCCACAUCUGAAAAGGAACUGGACAUUGAUAAUGACUGUGGUGAAUGAGGUAAACACUGAACUGAAAUGUAAAUAUCAGACUGUUGUACAACUCACUAGCACUGAACAAACUGAACCUCUGUUAAAGUUAGAGAAGUACAGCAGGCUUAAGACUGUGUUAAGAAUCACUGCAUGGGUAAAUCGGUUUGUGACUAACACAAGGUCCAGUCAGAAGGUUCCGGGAGAGUUAAAUGCAGAAGAGCUCAUUGCAGCUGAAAUGUACUGGAUAAAGGUUACACAAGAGAGUUGUUUUAGUUCUGAAAUAUCACAGUUAAGGUCAAAACAAAAUGUGAAAAGAGACUCUAAAAUCAAAGACUUGAAACCAUUCUUAGAUGAAAAUGGUCUACUAAGUGUUGGGGGAAGACUACAGAACUCACAAGUAUUCUGAGCUAUUGGUUCAGUCAUGUCAUGAAAGGGUGAUGCAUUCUGGUGUAAGAGACACAUUGAUUCAAGUCAGAGAACAUUACUGGAUUUGAGAGGGAGACAGCUUGUAAAACGCAUUGUUUCAGGUUGUUACAUUUGCACAAAACUAAAGGUUAAAGCAGCACAGCAGAUUACU